Rhododendron vialii is the source of this 1223-nucleotide messenger RNA. RefSeq names its product disease resistance protein RPV1-like. Gene Ontology annotation, molecular function: ADP binding. The record is from RefSeq and is a predicted model, not a curated record. Gene Ontology annotation, biological process: defense response. The transcript has 3 exons. Lineage: Eukaryota; Viridiplantae; Streptophyta; Magnoliopsida; Ericales; Ericaceae. Bases 16 to 699 code for a protein of 227 amino acids.
AUUAGGAUUGAGAGGAUGAUGAAUGCUGAUGAAAUUUAUGAAGUGUACAGACCUCAAAAAUUAGGCUAUGAUGAAUCACUAGAGCUUUUCAGCUGGCAUGCUUUUGGACAAAAGCACCCCAUUCAAGGUCACAUGGACUUAUCAAAAAUGUUUGUGCAACAUUGCGAUGGGCUUCCUCUAGCUCUUCAAGUGUUGGGUUCUUCUGUACGAAGGAAAAAUAUGGAUCUAUGGGAAAGUGAGUUACAGAAAUUGGAAGCAACUUCUGAUAAUGCAAUUCUGGAAAAACUUGAAAUAAGUUAUGAUUUUCUAAAAGAUAAACACGAUAAAGAUCUAUUCCUGGACAUAGCUUGUUUCUUUGUUAGAAAAAAGAAAAAUAAAACGAUCAAAAUAUUAGAAGGAUGUGAUUGUUUUCCACUUGCUGGAAUUCAUAACCUUAUCGACCGAAAUCUCUUAACAAUUGAAAAUGAGAUGUUGCAAAUGCAUCAGUUACUUCAGGACAUGGGAAAACAAAUUAUUUGCCGUGAAUCUAAGCAUCCUGAGAAGCGAAGCAGAAUUUGGCGCCCUAGAGAAUCCUUCAACAUUUUGCUAGAAAAAAUUGUUACGGAAAUAAUUGAAGGCCUUGUACUUGACAUGAACAUGUUGAGAAAUUCCGACAUGUCUGCGAUUGAAGCAAAUACAUUUGAAAAGAUGUAUAAUUAGAGACUACUCAAGCUGAGUGGUGUACAACAAUCUGGAACAUCCAAUGCAUUUCCCAAGAGAUUACGAUGGUUGUAUUGGCGUGGUUUUCCAUCAGCAUCUUUCCCCAAUGAUUUUCCUCUGGAGAACUUGGUCUCUCUUGACAUGCGUUAUAGCAACUUGAAGCAACUUUGGAAAGGAGCUAAAGUUCUUGAAUCGUUGAAAAUUUUAAAUCUCAGUCACUCCCCAAAACUUGAGAAAACUCCGGAUUUCUCGAGAAUCCCACGCCUAGAGAAAUUGUUUCUCAAAGCUUGUCCAAGUUUGUUCAAGGUCGAUGAAUCUAUCGUAGAACUACAGAGGAUAGAGUUAGUGAAUCUACAAGAUUGCAAAAAACUGAGAAUGCUUCCAAAAAACAUUGGUAUGCUAGAAUCUCUUGUAGAAAUAGAUAUUUCCGGUUGCUCAAACCUUAUGGGGGCAAUAGAGGAGCUUGAGAAGAUGAAAUCACUGCAAGUGCUUAAAGCAAGUAGAAUGGAAACUGAUCGUUUCCU